CGGAAAUGACGACAGAGUGUCAACAUGCAAGAUGGCAGCUCAUCACAGGCAGAACACGGCCGGGCGGAGGAAAGUUCAGGUAGUGGCGGGUAGCGGGUCUCCGGCGCGGGGCCCCCCAUGGAGGGAGCGGGGUGCACGUGGUCCAGGGGGCGACCUGAGCGCCGGGUGCUAGGGCCACCAGGGUCUGGGCAAUGGAGGAUGGGGGCGGGGCCGAGCUGUCAAGGAGGGGACACGGGACACCUACCGGGUACUAACCGGCCACUUACCGGCCACUAACCGGGUACUUACCGGGUACUAACCGGCCACUUAACGGGUACUAACCGGCCACUUACCGGGUACUAACCGGCCACUUACCGGGUGCUAACCGGCCACUUACCGGGUGCUAACCGGCCACUUACCGGGUGCUAACCGGCCACUUACCGGGUGCUAACCGGCCACUUACCGGGUGCUAACCGGCCACUUACCGGGUGCUAACCGGCCACUUACCGGGUGCUAACCGGCCACUUACCGGGUGCUAACCGGCCACUUACCUCUCGUGGGGACAUGGGCUACUAACAGGCUACUUACCUCUGGUGGGGACACGGGCUACUAACCCACUACUAACCAGCUACUUACUGGGUACUAACCGGCUACUUGCCUCUGGUGGGGCCACGGGCCACUUACCGGCUACUUACCUCUGGUGGGGCCACGGGCCACUUACCGGCUACUUACCUCUGGUGGGGACACGGGCCACUAACCGGCUACUUACCUCUGGUGGGGACACGGGACACUUACCGGCUACUUACCUCUGGUGGGGACACGGGACACUUACCGGCUACUUACCUCUGGUGGGGACACGGGACACUUACCGGCUACUUACCUCUGGUGGGGACACUUACCGGCUACUUACCUCUGGUGGGGACACGGGACACUUACCGGCCACUUACCGGGUACAUGGGCUACUAACAGGCUACUUACCUCUGGUGGGGACACGGGCUACUAACCCACUACUAACCGGCUACUUACCGGGUACUAACCGGCUACUUACCUCUGGUGGGGACACGGGCUACUAACCCACUACUAACCGGCUACUUAUCGGGUACUAACCGGCUACUUACCUGUGGUGGGGCCACUAAUCCGCUACUAACCGGCUACUUGCCUCUGGUGGGGCCACGGGCCACUUACCGGCUACUUGCCUCUGGUGGGGACACUUACCGGCUACUUGCCUCUGGUGGGGCCACUUACCGGCUACUUGCCUCUGGUGGGGACACUUACCGGCUACUUGCCUCUGGUGGGGACACUUACCGGCUACUUGCCUCUGGUGGGGACACUUACCGGCUACUUGCCUCUGGUGGGGACACUUACCGGCUACUUGCCUCUGGUGGGGACACUUACCGGCUACUUGCCUCUGGUGGGGCCACGGGACACUUACCGGCUACUAACCGGCUACUUACCUCUGGUGGGGCCACUUACCGGCUACUUAUCUCUGGUGGGGACACGGGACACUUACCGGCUACUUAUCUCUGGUGGGGACAUGGGCUGAACACAGGGGUUGAGGGCUCAAUGAGCUUACAUUCUAGAGGGCGUGGGGUAAAGUGACACAAAGGGUAAAAGUAGGGGUACGAAGUAGGUUAUCAGAAAAGUAUACACUGCCCCUCUAUUAGUUCCUAUUUCACGGACGUCUGUCAUACCACUACACAACCUUCGGCACUCCAGAUAUUGUAGACCACAUCUCCCACAAUGCUCUUACAGCCAUAAUGCUGGCAAAGCAUCAUGGGAGGUGUAGUCCAAAACAUCCGCAGUGCUGAAGGUUGCCUAUCCCUGCUCUAGUAGCUGUCCGUGUGUGUGUGCGCUCGCGUAAGAGCCUGUCAGAGUGUGCGCGCGUAAGAGCCUGUCAGAGUGUGCGCGCGUAAGAGCCUGUCAGAGUGUGCGCGCGUAAGAGCCUGUCAGAGUGUGCGCGCGUAAGAGCCUGUCAGAGUGUGCGCGCGUAAGAGCCUGUCAGAGUGUGCGCGCGUAAGAGCCUGUCAGAGUGUGCGCGUAUGUUUAGGUACCUGUUCCCUCCGAUCGCAUGAGGAAGGUUUUUACUCACCUUUUUUCCCACGACGUGCCAGUUUUGCUGUGGCUGGGGCCGCUUCAAUGGCUGAGAUUAUCAGUCUUUAUGAUCUCCGCUAAGCCAAUACCUGUACUUUGCAAAGUAUUGGGAGCAAAACACUGUGCUGUGCAAAUCAGCAGCUCCUCAUUAAAAUGCAUUGAAUUAAUGAAUCUCUAUGAGGAACAUUCAGCGCCUCCAUGCAGAGCUUUGAGAUGCUGAAUGUGGGUGCUGACACUGUGCAGUAGUGACCCAGGACUCUUGGACUCUCUAGUGGCCGUCUGAGUGACUGUCAUUAGAAGUGUUACUAGCCAGCAAUGUAAACACUGCCUUUUAUCUGAAAAUGUCAUGUUUUCAUUGAAAAGCUAGCAGGGACCAGAACAUCUACAUCAAUCUGUAGUUGUUCUGGUGACUAUAGUGUCCCUUUAAAAACUGUUUUUUUUUUGGUUUUUUUUCUCCUUUCAAAUUAAACUUUUAGUUAAAAAAAAACAAAAUGAAAAAGGGUCUCCUAACUUUUUUUUAGCUGGCUCCUAGAUUCCAAACAAAUUUGUCAAGCCCUGGGUUAAGUGCACAUUACCUACUUUGCAUUUUUGUUUAUUGUCCUUACAUCUAACCCAGUUGACCUGUUCAUGACUUUGAAGUUUACCUUGUUUGACAUUGAAAAUGUGAUUUUGCCCAUUGCCAAACAUGGAGCAUGCAGUAUGAAUAGCGUUCUUUUGGCAUACAAAUGUUAGUCACUGUAUAAUAUGGUUAUUUUAUGUUCUUUGCUACCAGAAUCUUUUAAUUUUAUUUAUUUAUUUUGGAGUUUGCAAGGAACUUAUAUGAACUAGUAAAGCAUUUGCUUUGGUGGAAAAAUAUUGUUUUAGAGGCAAAGGUACCCAGUAGUUCAGAUCUUUAAAGCUUAGAUUUCUGAUCCCAGGUAUAUUGUGGAUGUAUUGGAUAUCCAUUCUUCUUGUUAGUGUAAUGAACAUAGUUGUCAUGUUGUGAAUUUUUAUUUCUACUUGAACAACUAAAUUCUUGUAGAUGAUAUUUAUCAAAACAAACUGUUUUAAAACAAGGGGAAAUAGUUCUGAUUCGUUAACAGAAAGCUGAGACUGAUUUUGCUUUCUUUCUGUUUGAAAAAUAAAUACAGAAACAAAAGCCCUUCAUCAGAUGCAGUUUUCUCCUGAGGGGUAAUUAAUCAUGGCACUUGGGGCAAGAGCAUUGCCGUGGGGUAACUCCACAUUUAUCAUGACAGAAUAUUCUGACACUUUUUCCACUAACAAAUACGAUGUAAUCAAUUUUCCCCCAGAAUUGUUCCAGAUUCUGUAAGAACUAGACUUAUUUUUCUAUUUUUUUGGAUGUGAGUUGUGAAUCCCCGCUAGUCCUUUAAGGAGAAUAGUCACACAUAGUGAAAUGUAUAAAAAUAAAGCCCUUUUUAUUUGGUUUUUUUUGUUGUUGGUAGUGCUUUCACCAUUAUGCAUCUGUUUUCAGUAUUGUAAUACUUUUAUAUCUGGAUAGGGGGAAUCUUGUUUUAUUUCUAGCCAGGGUACAUUGUAUCUGUUUGGGGAGAAUUUGUGGUCUGAAACUGCUGCUGGUUGACAGUGGGCACAGGUAAGCCAAGUGGAAUAAUCUUUGACUGUGGAUGAGCAUACAUAGACAUUAAGUGGUCCUCCGCAAACAAGAGUGACUUGACAAAGACAUUUCUGGUGUUGAAACAAUGUAUUUUCACAUAUGAUGGUAUAAUAAACCUCCAUAACACCUUAUCGCUGAGGAUUGUUUAUUGUCUUUAUGUGAAGUAUCUUCGGUGGACGAGGAACAUUGUCUAGGGCUUAACCCGAAACAAGAAUUCCUUGGACUGCCAUACGGUUCUAGUCUAAUUUCAGAAGAGCAUAUAGCCAGCUUUUACAACUCAGGCCUUGUUUAGCCUUUUAUCCUUCCAACAUCAAUAAAAUAACACCUAUUAAACUUGGUUAUAAUACCUAGACCCCAGGAAGUACUUGCAAACAAGUGACAAGCUAAAUGUUUGCAAUAGAAAUAUACUUUGAAGGAGAGAAGAGUUUAUAAGAUUUCACUAAAUUAAAAUCCCUGUAUUAAGGGAUAUAAAUCCUGAAAAAGUUUAUCUACUUUACUUUUUGCAAAAGGCAAUGAACUCUAUUAGACCAUGUCAAUCUAUACAUGAAUUGGAGAUCUGGUUAGGAACAUGCCAAAGUUACUGUUUAAUAAAAGAAUAAUUUGUGAGUGUUUCUCUUUCUACAAAGAUUGCUUUGAUUUAAAGCAACAUUUAACCUGCCAGAAUGUAGGCCACUGAUCUCCUUCCUAAUUAGAUGCAUUUUCCUUGAUACAUUCCCAGUGGUGUGCAGCUAGGUAGCAGGUGUGCUGUGUAUUUUCACCCCAAUGCACCUAUAACACAGCACCUGCUGCUGUGAAAAUUGUCUGGUAGGUGAGGUUCAGAAUUUCCUUUCACAGAACACCUCACUGGUAGUUAUACGGGCUCCAGAGGAAUCCUCCAGGGCAAUUACUGAACGCACAAGAAUAACAAGUCAAUACAGCAGUCUAACCUAUUGUAUACUACACUGUAUAGAGACGAACAGCUGCUUAUUGGGGCCUCUUUCACUAAUAUGAAUUAUGGCUGGAUUUGAUGCAUGCUCUUUAGUGUUUCUCACCUUCCUGCCUGCUGUCAAGCCAUCUAGUACCAUGCUUCUAAUUUAUAUUUUAAGAUAAUGUCUUUUCUCCUCUCUGACCUUAAUAGUUCCUGACACUGCUAAUCAUAAAGUGUCUUACCAGGAAGGAUGCACCGAGGCUUUCUCUUUGAGAAUGUUCUGUGGUGUUACUACUCUGUUUAAUGAUUAUCCAUUCAUCGAUCCUUAAAGAAUGAGGAGCUGAGUUUUGACCCUGCUGGGAAUGUGGCACAAACUGGUUACUUUGUUCAGUAAACCAGAUGUUGCAGAAAACUUACAAGGGGAUAGUAAAUAGGCCAAAUCUCAUAUUUUUCAAAUAGAUAUAUAUUAUAUAUUAUUUUUUUUUGGGGGGUGGGGGGGGGGGUUGUUAUUUAUCCACACUUGUUUUAAUUACUACAUUUUGCAUUGUGCUUUGCGGCUGGUGCAUUUACUACUGGAAUAGGGCAUAGUAACGCCCAUCGAGAAAGUUUCUAAAUAAUUUGGAACCCUGAAGUGAUGUAGGCAGUGUGACAGAAACCAGUAUCUCUGAUGUAACCAGCAGGCUGCCAUUUUCAGUGGAAAGACAAAAUAGAGGCAUAAUUAGAAGCUCGGGGGAGAAAAAUGUAGGGGUCAGCAAAUCUUUCUUUACAGCAGUACAUAGAGGUAGUAGGUGCUUAGGAUUGUUGAAUCGUGAUUUACAAUGCAUAUUUUGCAGGUCUCUUAUGUAAUCCGAGAUGAAGUGGAAAAGUAUAAUCGCAAUGGCGUCAACGCUUUGCAACUCGAUCCCGCCCUAAACAGACUCUUCACCGCUGGAAGGGAUUCUAUCAUUCGGAUAUGGAGUGUCAAUCAGCACAAGGUGAGUUUCUACAUAAGAGAGCGUCCCAGAGUCCUCUUCCCUUACUAGUGACAAGUUCCAUCAUCUGUUUUGUGAAGUAUAGACUAAACAAGUGUGACAUUGAAACAGCGCCAUCAGUAGGUGACGAGGAAAAUCUGCAGAAUAUUUAAAGUCCGGUAGAAGGAGACUCUUCCCUUUCACUAUACUAGCUUACCCUCAAAGCUGAUAUUUUUGUGGAAAAUCCAUAAUGUAAUAUUAUAUAAAUAAGCUGACCUUUCCAUAAAUUAGCCUAAACAUUUGUAACAUUGUUUUGUGUUAAUAAAAACACAGACUUGAUUAGAGCCACCCAAAAUUAAAAAUGUGCAGUCAAUACCCCAACUAUGAACCAUAUUAUUUAAUUACUUUAAAGAGACACUCCAAGCUCCCACGUGUAAGGUUACAGUAAGUUAUGUGUAUGGUGUUCUGGGAGCUCAGUUGUCGUUUUUUUACAAUAGGAAGCUGACCAUUGAACUGCAACUACCAGAUACCCUUACUGUGCCCACAAUGCACUGCACAAGGGGUAUGUUCUGCAGUGGUUUACAAAGUUAAUUGAGCAUGAUUGCUAGAGUCACGUCUCGGUUUCAGAGCUCACGAUCAAUCCUUUACAAUCUAGGGAUUUUCAGCAAAAGCAGGAAGUUCAAUUAUUGCUUUAUUUUAUCUAAUGCUUUCUCUAAAUAACAUAGUAAAGAAAUAUAAAUGAUUCUCCAUAAUCUGUUUUUAGUUGUAUUAUGCUCUGUUAGGUAGGCUACCUAGAACAUGGUGGUGCAACUAGCCUGUGGCGUGAAACUGCAGAUUGCUCUGUAAUACAGAAGUGGUUAUAGCAGUUGGAGUAACCCUUUAAAGCAAAUAUUUAGAUUGGUGUUCGUCUAAUGCAGCCAGCAACCCAUAUAUUUUCAAAUGAAUUAAACUGUUUAAAGAACUUUAAGCCAAGUUGUCAUCGAAUUGCAUGAAGGUUGAACAGGAUAAAUCUGUUUUCAGUCUUUGCAUUGUAAUCAUGAUAAACUAAUAAUCUGCAAGUGUUACUCAUGAAAUGCAUACAAUGUGUGAGUACAUAUAGUCAGCAAAAUGUAGCUAAUAGCUCCUCUUACUACCUUAAUUCCUGUCCUGGGAGAUAUUUAUAAAUUUGCUGAUGGAUUGAAUGGAGCACUUCCUAGAACCCUCAAUCUUCUAGCAGUUAUGACACGUGGAAAGCUCAUCUUUUCACAGGCAUUACUUAACUAUGGAUUUUAUCUUCUCACCUAUUCUAGCAUAUAUAUUUAUUGUAUGUUAAUAGACACCUGUGGAGAUCUGUGGGACAGUCAUGCUUUGCUAAUCACUGUGUGUCAUUGCUUAGGGUCUCUGUUGUGUGAUGAUUAUUGGCAGAGUUCUGUAAUGUGUUAAUGCACACUGCAUGUUACUGUAAGGUUUAUUGAUGGAGCUCCGUAAUUCACAAAUACACACUGCGCAUUACUGUAACGUUUAUUAAUGGACCUCUGUAAUCAACAAAUAUCCAACUACCAGAAACUGUAAGGUUUAUUGAUGGAGCUCUGUAAUGCACUAAUUCACAAUGCAUGUCACAGUGAUUUCUAUUUCUGUGGAGCUCUGUAAUGCACUAAUUCACAAUGCAUGUUACAGUGAUUUCUGUGGAGCUCUGUAAUGCACUAAUUCACAAUGCAUGUUACAGUGAUUUCUGUGGAGCUCUGUAAUGCACUAAUUCACAAUGCAUGUUACAGUGUGUUCUACAUCUUUGGAGCUCUGUAAUGCACUAAUUCACAAUGCAUGUUACAGUGCGUUCUACAUCUGUGCAGCUCUGUAAUGCACUAAUUCACAAUGCAUGUCACAGUGAUUUCUAUUUCUGUUGUGCUUUGUAAUGCACUAAUUCGCAAUGCAUGUUACAGUGCGUUCUACAUCUGUGGAGCUCUGUAAUGCACUAAUUCACAAUGCAUGUCACAGUGAGUAAUAUUUCUGUGGAGCUCUGUAAUGCACUAAUUCACAAUGCAUGUUACAGUGAUUUCUGUGGUGCGCUGUAAUGCACUAAUUCACAAUGCAUGUUACAGUGAUUUCUGUGGAGCUCUGUAAUGCACUAAUUCACAAUGCAUGUCACAGUGAUUUCUAUUUCUGUGGAGCUCUGUAAUGCACUAAUUCACAAUGCAUGUUACAGUGAUUUCUGUGGAGCUCUGUAAUGCACUAAUUCACAAUGCAUGUUACAGUGAUUUCUGUGGAGCUCUGUAAUGCACUAAUUCACAAUGCAUGUUACAGUGUGUUCUACAUCUUUGGAGCUCUGUAAUGCACUAAUUCACAAUGCAUGUUACAGUGCGUUCUACAUCUGUGCAGCUCUGUAAUGCACUAAUUCACAAUGCAUGUCACAGUGAUUUCUAUUUCUGUUGUGCUUUGUAAUGCACUAAUUCACAAUGCAUGUUACAGUGCGUUCUACAUCUGUGGAGCUCUGUAAUGCACUAAUUCACAAUGCAUGUCACAGUGAUUUCUGUGGAGCUCUGUAAUGCACUAAUUCACAAUGCAUGUCACAGUGAGUUCUAUUUCUGUGGAGCUCUGUAAUGCACUAAUGCAUGUCACAGUGAGUUCUAUUUCUGUGGAGCUCAAUGUUACUAAGUUUUGUUGUACAUACAUGGUACACAAUGCAUGACUGAGUUUUAUUGCUGCUGAGCUGUAUGCUGCUCGUAUAGUAAUAGAUUUCAUUUGAGUUUUAUUGUAAACACUGUAAAAAAAUGUAUAUUCGCCACAUUAAAAAUGUGAAUUUACUUAUGUAUUUUAAUUUCCUCUGUUUCAUUUUAGCAAGAUCCCUACAUAGCAUCUAUGGAGCAUCAUACAGACUGGGUAAACGACAUUGUACUCUGCUGCAAUGGGAAGACAUGUAAGUAUUGUACCAAGGAAUGUAUGAAAAUAAGCUGUAUUUCUGUAUGAAUGUGAACAAUGGCACACGUUUUAUGUUUUGAUGAUUUUUGUUCAGGUCUGUUGUUCUUAUAUGUUCGUUACUGGUGUGUAGAAAUGGUGAUGAGGAAGCCUGUAAGAUUCACAGUUCCAACUCUCAUUUAGUAGUUUAAUAAAUGUAUGGAAUUCAGCACUUUAAAGCUACUUCAUUGUGUAGUCAAUUUACAGAAUUACUGCCUUGAUCUUUGCUCUCAGUAUGCUUAAAACAUAGUUCCAUCACCUAUGGAUGUGUAUCUAGAUGUUAUUUGAAGUUACAUUUUUGCAACUAUUUUUAGGAAAAGCUAAUGCUUUUAGACAUUAUAUACAAUAGAUUGUUUUGUUUUUCUUCAAAUUAUUUUACUCUUUUAACCAAAUGUUCAUUGCAUUUGCAGUAAUAUCAGCAUCUUCUGAUACUACUGUUAAAGUUUGGAACGCACAUAAAGGAUUCUGCAUGUCCACUUUAAGGACACAUAAGGUAAUGCUUUAAAAAAGUACUAUCACUUUGCUUGUUAAUUGUUGGCUAUUUUGAAAAAAUAAAUAAUAUAUAUAUAUAUAUAUAUAUAUAUAUAUAUUUGAAACUCUUGCACUCCUACUAAAUAUGCAAACAUACCAGGUGCCAAGUCCCAAUCAAAUAACAAAUAUCAAAAAAUUACCGGCACUCUUGGAUGUAAUUCAUCCGAUUUAUUGUGGAUCAAUUCAAGCGAAGUCAACGUUUCAGCUCCCGAUCGGAGCUUUCUUCAGGACAUAAAGAGCAUAAAAACAUUGCAUAUAACAAACAUAUAUAGGACAUCUCUACCAAUCAGCUGUAUUCCAAAUCCCCAAAUGCCCGGCGUGCACUCAGCGCCUUUGCGCAUGUGUGUCCCCAGAACGAGCUUCUGCAUCACGUAAUAGCGGGGGCCGGGUCUCAAACCCGGAAGCGUCACAGCACCUAGGCAACCACUAACACAUGCUGCCUUGGUUACCGCUGUGUAAACUACAAAGUUACCCGAUCCAUAGUGAAGAGCUCAAAUCAUACUAACAAAUUUAAGCCGAGCAUUAGGGCAUAUAUGGAGAGCCGUCAGAUACAAAUAUAAUAACAAAUGGUUAUCAAUAAUGAAAAUACCAAUUUCAUCUGAGGGAUAUCCAAAAGUCCCACAGUAGCCAUUAUAUUGAAAAAUAUAUAUAAACAAAAGUGAUAUAAAUACAGUUAAACAAUAAUAUACAAAACAAAUAUGUCAGAAAAAUAUAUUCAAUCGAUCUAUGUUGAAGUGUUUUACACUUGAUAGAUAAGUGUUUUGGAGAAGAUUUUUCCAUUUGGAGAUUUGUUCAAAAAGAUUGCUUUUGAAGAGAAUUCCCUUCAACAAUAAAUUAUUUUUUUUUAACUAAUAUUUUUUAGAUAAAAUUGAUUAAAUGCAUCUAAUUAAAGUGUAGAUGAUGGCUCCAAUACACCCACUGAUAGCCGUUUGAAUAUUGCUGGUUAUAAAUGGUGGGGUUACCAAUCGUCCUUAUAGUAUUCAUUUUUUUUAUUUAUAAUAGUCCUUCUGGGUUAAUCACUCCUUGAUUUUUCAAUUAUUUAGCACAUACACCAGAUAAUGCAUAUAGAUGUGUAUUCACAUCAAGCAACAAUAUCCUUCACUUUUAUAGAUAUUCUCACCUUUAAACAUCAUGAGAUCAUAAUAUAUCUUUAAACACAUAUGAUUACAAUGACACUUUGGGUUCCUUAUAACCCAAGACAACUUGAUAACCGUUAACUUUACGAAUUUUUCUGUUUCACAUAAUUAUACUACACUUGUUUACAAGAUGAUCACAAAUAUGGCAGUUUAUAAAACAUUUUUAUACCCAGUAGAUGGAAUUGGAAACAGUUACUUAUAAUCAGUUACAAUUAUAUGUGUACCCAUUUUCGAUCUAUGCUUUAAUAUCCAACAAACAAGAUUGGCAAUUGUUACCAUUUGUAUUAGCUAGUUUAUGAUGUACAUGUAUUCUUGGCUGAAAUGUUUUGUAAUAAUAAAAGGAUCAGCAUCCUAGACCGCGGAGUGGGUGGCCUGUCCUUCUCUAUGAAAAGAGAUGUUCUCUCAGUGAUGGCAGUCGACACAGCGUUAACCAGGACAGAAUGCAUUUAGCGGUUGCCUUGGUGCUGUGACGCCUCCUGUUUUGAGACUUGGCCCCCUUUAUUACGUGGAGUGGGAGGUCUGAUCGGAGGUACACCCUGGGUAUUUAAUAAGUUAAGAUCGUUUGAGUAUAUUUUUUCUGACAUAUUAUUUGUUUUGUAUAUUAUUGUUUAUCUGUAUUUAUAUCACUUUUGUUUAUAUAUAUAUAUAUAUAUAUAUAUAUAUAUAUAUAUAUAUAUAUAUAAAAUUUUAAAUUUUUUUCCAAUAUGAUGGCUACUGUGGGACUUUUGGAUAUCCCUCGGAUGAAAUUGGUAUUUUCAUUAUUGAUAACCAUUUGUUAUUAUAUUUGUAUCUGACAGCUCUCCAUAUAUGCCCUCAUGCUCGGCUUAAAUUUGUUAGUAUGAUUUGAGCUCUUCACUAUGGCUCGGGUAAUUUUGUAGUUUACACAGCGGUAACCAAGGCAGCAUGUGUUAGUGGUUGCCUAGGUGCUGUGACGCUUCCGGGUUUGAGACCUGGCCCCCGCCAUCACAUUAUGCAGAAGCUCGUUCUGGGGACACACAUGCGCUGAGUGCACGCCGGGCAUUUGGGGAUAUGGAAUACAGCUGAUAUGGUGAGUGUUGAUUGGUAGAGAUGUCCUAUAUAUGUUUGUUAUAUGCAAUGUUUUUAUGCUCUUUAUAUCCUGAUGAAAGCUCCGAUCGGGAGCUGAAACGCUGACUUAGCUUGAAUUGAUCCACAAUAAAUCGGAUGAAUUAAAUCCAAGAGUGACGGUAAUUUUUUGAUAUUUGAUAUAUAUAUAUAUAUAUAUAUAUAUAUAUAUAUAUAAUUAGCAUAGUCUGGCAGCACAUGCAAAUUUCUUCUUCCCUCGUCAUCAUGGGAAUCAGGUAAUGCUGUUCUUCUGGUAUUGCCGCAUAGAUACGUGUGUUCUUUAUACAUGCUUUUGCUGCAGGACUCAUUAGGACAAUAGCAUAUUAUGACUGCAAUAAUUGGCAUAUUGGCUAGAAGAGUUCAUAAAACCUAGGAUUAACUAAUGUAUCUCAUAAUUCAAGAAAAUUAUAUUCAUUCUUCAUUAAAGUUAUUCAUUUUCCUUUGCUACAGGAUUAUGUAAAGGCCUUGGCAUACGCAAAGGACAAAGAACUUGUUGCGUCUGCUGGUCUGGACAGACAGAUAUUCCUGUGGGAUGUAAAUACUCUUACUGCCCUGACUGCUUCCAACAACACAGUCACAAGUAAGUCAACAUUUCAUUGCACUUCAACCUUAUUGUUCCAUGCCUUCUUACAUUCCAGGCUCUAUUACACAAAUAACGAAACCAUGCUGUAAAUAGUCACUUUAAAAAAAAAAGUGUAACCCCCUACUCCCACCACCCCAAAUGUCUAUUUGAAAUCUCCAGUGAAUUUUGAAUUAGCAAUAGUAAUACAAUCUUGCUGGGCACUGGUGGUGCAGUUGACCGAUUCUUUUAACCCCUUAAGGACCAAACUUCUGGAAUAAAAGGGAAUCAUGACAUGUCACACAUGUCAUGUGUCCUUAAGGGGUUAAAUAAAAUAUGAAGUGCAUAUAUUCAAGAAUAUGUCCCAAGUACAGCGACUUUGAAGUCCCUGCAUUUGUGGUAAAACUGUUGUCUCUGCAGCUUCUGUAAUAAACUUGACCAAUCCUGCUCACCUAACUUUCUAUAGCACCGCUAAGCUUAUUGCAUAGACUGUAUUUUAUGGUCUCAGAAAUUGUUUUAAAAGUGUUGGGCAGAAAAGGGGAACUUAUGAAGCAUAACUAGUUAAUAUUUAAAUAAAUACCAUUUUAUUAAAUUAUAUAAACCCACCAGAACUGUAACCGAACCUACACAGUGCAUCAUAAAUACCAUUUUAUUAAAUUAUAUAAACCCACCAGAACUGUAACCGAACCUACACAGUGCAUCAUCUCCCACAGUGUGGGAGCCUGGAGAGUCCCUUUAAUAAUAUAAACCCUCCCGGUCUAACUAACUGUAACCGAACCUACACAGUGUAUCUAACGUGUGUGAGAUCCUGGAGUGUUCCUUUAAUAAUAUAAACCCUCCCGGUAUAACGAACUGUAACCUAACCUACACAGUGCAUCUAAUGUGUGUCGGAGCCUGGAGUGUUCCUUUAAUAAUAUAAACCCUCCCGGUAUAACAAACUGUAACCUAACCUACACAGUACAUCUAACGUGUGUAGGAGCCUGGAGUUCCUUUGAACUGCAUCACCAUAUCUUUACAAAAAUGUAAAAUGCUAAUAAAAGGAUGAAUAAUCUGUUCCAAUAAAUGUUGUGUCCGUUCUUAAAGGGACAAUGUAGGUGUUCUGUAACUGCUUCAUAGUUAUAGUGUCUGGAGUCCCCUGGCAAUGUUUUUCUAUUCAGUGUUAAACCGUAUUUAAUGCUAAAAUGUGCUGAUUGGGGCAAAGAGAAAGCAUUAGCCUGCAUAGCAGUGGGUGGCUGUGAUAGAGCGAAAAACCGAUAAGCUGACACUUUCAGCCAAUCACAGUGCCCACAGCUAGAAGGAAGUGUAUAAUCUCUGCCUUAGCCACUGGUUGGAGGAACACUGUCAGGGAAAUACAGGCACUAUAACCCAUUCAAUAAGAUGAAAUCGUUACAGUGCCUACAGUGUCCCUUUACAACACUUUAGAGAUGCAUCUUGUGUGUCAUAUUAGAAAUAAUAUACUAGUGGUUAUAAUAAACCAUUACAAUCUAAGAGGCCUAUCAAGUAAUGCGUUGGAAUGUCAGUCAGUUGCCAAUAAAUGGUACUCCAUGUCUUUGCUAGUUUAUUCACAUGAAAUAAAGACUUUUCAAAAUCAUGGGUAAAAGGUCACGCUUUAUAAUGUGCUAUGUUUAUACUGGAAAUAUUGAAAGACUUUCACUUUCUGUAUGUUUUCAUAUUUAUGUAUUUCUAAAGCAACCAAUAUACAAUCUCACAGUGUAACAGCCUCACGGAAGGCCACACUGUCUGAAAUAUUGACCUUGCUUUUGGGUUUCCUUGUAAAGUUAAAAUGCAAGUUAAGCCAAUGGGAGAGAACUAAAGCAAAGCCUGAUUUCCCCAACAUACGUCAUUGCAUAAUCUUUAGCCUCCUGCCAAGUGUUACCUGAAUAAAUUAUUUACAGCUCCAACCCAUACUGCGGCCCAUUGAUUAUAAGGGAUAACAAACACACAGCUUUUGUUAAUCCAAUUAAAACUUGUUUUCCUGGCACUAUAAGGUCAUUAUAGGGCCCUCCCGCUUUCUCCUGUGUUGGGGAGCUCUACUCCCUCUGCCGACGUCGGCUCCGCACGCGUGGCAAGAGCCGCACGCACAUUCAAACCGACCAUAGGAAAACAUUACUCAAUGCUUUCCUAUGGACGUCCAGCGUCUUCUCACUGUGAUAUUUUUUUUUUUUUUGUGAAAAUCGCUGAAGCGCCUCUAGCGGCUGUCAGGGAGACGGCUACUAGAGGCUGGAUUAACCCUCAGUGAAACAUAGCAGUUUCUCUGAAACUGCUAUGUUUACAGCUGCAGGGUUAAAACUAGAGGGACCUGGCACCCAGACCACUUCAUUGAGCUGAUGUGGUCUGUGUUCCUAUCGUGGUCCUUUAAGUUUUUCCAUUUUUAACUUAAGAGUGUCAAUAGCAGACAGAACAAGCCACAUUUGUGCAGUUUUGGCUGAGGGAAAAUUCAAAUUUUUGUGAAUAAUCCAGACUGUGUCCCCUUCAUAAAUAGUUAACAUGUUUUUCAUUAGCUUCCUCUCUCAGUGGAAACAAGGAUUCUAUCUACAGCCUGGCGAUGAAUCAGAUGGGAACAGUAAUAGUGUCCGGAUCUACAGAAAAGGUAAGAUUCCUGUUCAAUAAAAGAAACCUGAUAUUUAGCUGUUUCUUUCCUUCAGCCACUUACCUUUCUCCAGCGCCGGGCUCCCUCAGCGCUGGGGAACUAGUCUGCUCCAAAAGCGCAUUCGCGGCAAGAGCUGCGCGCGCCUUCAAACCGCCCAUAGGAAAGCAUUACUCAAUGCUUUCCUAUGGACGUCCAGUGUCGUCUUACUGUGAUUUUCACAGUGAGAAUUGCAGAAGCGCCCCUAGAGGCUGGAUUAACCCUCAGUGUAAACAUAGCAGUUUCUGUGAAACUGCUAUGUUUUCAGCUGCAGGGUUAAAACUAGAGGGACCUGGCACCCAGACCACUUCAUUGAGCUGAAGUGGUCUGGGUGCCUAUAGUGGUCCUUUAAAGGAAUUUUGCAAGCACCAUAACCACUACAGGGGCUGUCUGAGCUAAACUAGGCAGUGCAGGGCUUACCUCAUUGGCUGAGAGUGAUUAGCCGACUCUAUCAGCCAGUGAGCUUGCACUGCAGAAUUUAGUUCAGGAGAGAUAAUGCAAGCUACUGCUUAGGAAUGUCCAGCUCUCCAUUGGAAGCCAUGGAGAGAGCGAGCGGUGCCGAACAGUGGAUCCUAGGUAAGAAGCCAAACUCUUCUAAAACAGUUUGACUACUUGCAAUUGGGAGGGCGGGUUAUACUAUUUGCAGUGAUGGUAAUGUCUCUGCCAUAAAGCCAGUCCUUCCCUAAUAAGAAAGUAAUUAAGGGAGGGACGGAGCAAUUGUGACAAGCACUCAAGGGCACAGUGCCUGUAUUAAACGUUUGGCCCCAUAAUCACUUAAUUCAUAUAUAGUUGAUAUAGAGCUGGACUCAGUGCAGAGUGUUCCUUUAAUUUAGAAUUAAUGCUAAUAUUUAUUUUUCAUGCAAGUCUUUGACCUGUUCCCAAACAAUGUUUACUUACAAUUUUUACUUGUUUUGUGUACAGGUUUUAAGGGUCUGGGAUCCACGGACUUGUGCUAAACUGAUGAAGUUGAAAGGGCAUACAGACAAUGUAAAAGCUUUGCUGUUAAACAGAGAUGGCACCCAGGUACGUAAUGUCACAGAGUUUGGACAAGAUCUAGAAUAUCCUUUACUGGAUAAUGCAUGGAAGAAGGUAUAGGUAUGUGACAGGCCCACUCCAAAGAUGAAAAACGUGUAAACGAGGUCACUGUUUGUCAUUUAUAACCAUGUUCUAGUUGAAAUUCUGAAGACCUUGCACAGCAGGUGGUAUUAGGAAGCUGAUUCGUGUUCGUUUUCUUGACACUCUUAAGAAAUCUGCUAGGAGAUGAGUGGUUUUGGAAUGUUGUUCUGUAGGUUUCACAAUAGUCAUGAUCCAUUCCAGAUAUUCCAACUGGAAUUCCAGAUAUUCCAUAUCGCUGCAAAAUCUCGUGGUCACUACUCUAUCCUAAUUCUCCUUGACCUAUCUGCGGCUUUUGACACUGUUGAUCAUCAACAGCUUCUUCUCAUCCUCCGCAAUAUCGGUCUACAAGAUACUGCUCUCUCCUGGUGCUCCUCCUACUUCUCCCAGCGCUCUUUCAGUGUUUCUUUCUCUGGCUCUGCUUCUUCUUCCCAACUCCUCUCUGUUGGUGUCCCCCAAGAUUCAGUCCUUGGUCCCCUACUGUUCUCCAUCUAUACUGCCUCCCUUGGUAAACUCAUUAGCUCCUUUGGCUUCCAAUAUCAUUUCUACGCAGAUGACACGCAAAUCUACCUGUCCUCUCCUGAUCUCCCCCCCUCCCUCUUGACUAGUGUCUCUGACUGCCUCUCUGCUGUUUUUUAACUGGAUUGCUGCCCACUUCCUUAAACUAAACUUGACCAAAACUGAAAUUCUGUUUUUUCCUCCCUCAAGUGUUGUUACUCCUGUGUCUGUCUCCCUCCAAGUCAACGGUGCUACCAUCAACUCCACCACGCAGGCUCGCUGCCUAGGUGUUCUCUUUGACUCCAACCUCUCCUUCAAGCAUCAUGUUCAAUCUAUCUCCAAAUCCUGUCAUUUCCAUCUCAAAAACAUUGCUCGCAACCGACCUUACUUAACGCCAGAUGCGACUAAGGUGUUGGUCCAUUCCACUGUCUCGCCUUGACUACUGUAAUCUGCUUCUCAGUGGUCUUACGUGCUCCCAACUAGCACCGUUACAGUCCAUAAUGAAUGCGGCAGCGAGGCUCAUCUUCCUGUCGCUUCCCUCCUCCGUUAGAUGCUCACCCAGUCUCCACUCCUUCAAAAAAGCGUUAAAAACCCACUUCUUCAUAAAAGCGUAUGAAUUAAACUGUUAAUAGCUCCUGACUGAUUCCUCUUCUGCAACUGUUACUAGUCUAAUAUUAUCCUUACCUUUUUGUGUCAUUUUACCCCACUCCCUGUAGCAUGUAAGCUCAUUGAGCAGGGCCCUCAACCCCUCUGUUCCUGUGUAUCCAACUUGUCUGGUUACAACUACAUGUCUGUUCGUCCACCCAUUGUAAAGCGCUGCGGAAUUUGACGGCACUCUAUAAAUAUCAGAAUAAUAAUAAAUAUCAUAAUAACUGGAAUGAUGUGAAUAUAUCAUGAAUGAAAACGGUGUGUGAGUUUUGCAUGCUGGCUUAGCUAGAAUAUCUUUUCAGUGUCUUUCAGGCAGCUCUGAUGGAACAAUCCGACUCUGGUCUCUUGGGCAGCAGCGGUGCAUAGCAACUUAUAGGGUCCAUGAUGAAGGUGUCUGGGCACUCCAGGUCAAUGAAGGUUUUACUCAUGUGUACUCUGGAGGAAGAGAUCGAAAAAUAUAUUGUACAGACUUGAGAAAUCCUGAUAUUCGAUUGCUUAUCUGUGAGGAGAAAGCGCCGGUUCUAAAAGUAAGCAGUUUUUGUUUUUUUGUUUUGUCCUUCCAUGCUUACUGUUUUUAGGAUUCUGUGUAAAUCCUAAAUCUGGUUAUAUUCUUAUAAAGAUGUAGAACAUGUUUUGUGUGUGUGUGUGUGUGUGUGUGUGUGUGUAUAUAUAUAUAUAUAUUAGUUUUGGGGAUUGAGAAAAGAAAAUCUACACGUGAAGUCAAACAUGAUUACAAUACACUCCAACAAAUAACUGUUUUAAAUAACAGAAUGUGCUUACGAUCCUUGAUCUUUACAAUUCAAAAUACCUUAUGUAAGGAAGCUUGCAAGUAUCAAAUAUAACCUCACAGAGCAGUUUGUUUAAUAAUGGAUAAUCUAGACCAGUCCAUAUUCAUUGUAAGACUAUAACAGGAUUGGUCAGCUUUAACCCCUUAAGGACACAACUUCUGAAAUAAAAGGGAAUCAUGACGGAAUAUUUCCGUCAUGUGUCCUUAAGUGGUUAAAAAUAUCCUUCUUUUGAUUUAUUUAUAACAUGUAAACCUGUGUUUAUUUCCAGAUGGAACUUGACCGAUCUGUAGAUCCUCCAGUAGCACUUUGGGUUUCCACAACAAAAUCGUCUGUAAAUAAAUGGGUAAAAGACAAUGUUUUUAAUACUUUUUUAAAUUUCCUGUUUCCAGUAUUCAUUAAAGGGACACUAUAGUUACCAAAACAGCUUUAGCUUUAAUGAAGCAGUUUGGGUGUAUAGAUCAUGCCCAUGAAGUCUUAAAAAAAAUUAAAAAAAAUCUUGUCUUUUUCUUUUAAACUUGAAUGUUUGCUUUUUAAAGCACUCUUGUAAAACAUCCAUUUUGACACCACUUUCUUCUAGCCUGUCAAAGGUAUACUGAACUUCAGAGCAUCCGGGGAUUAUGAGAAUGACUGUAGCACACCUUUGAGUCCUUUAUGCUCACAACCUGACCAAGUCAUUAAAGGUAAUCAUUGUUUUUGGUUUUUUUUGUCAUACCUGACUGCAAGGAUUAAGCCGACUUUGGAGGGGGAUUCAGGACAAAAAGGGGAAACCAUUUGGUAAAAGGAUCUAGAAUGUGUAUUUGGAAGGGAUAUGUGAGAGGGCAGGAUUGUACCCCUGGAAAUUCCUGCACGGCAAUAGCAUCAGAGUUGUUAAGUGUUAAAAAUGUGGCUAUUAUUGAUACUGCCCUAUUGAUAAAAUGAAGAAAUUUCCCUGGAAUUCUGUGGCAUAAAUUGUUUUCUUCUCCUCCUCUAGGGGGUGCUAGCAUUAUUCAGUGCAACAUACUUAAUGACAAGCGACACAUACUAACCAAAGACACAAAUAACAAUGUGGCAUAUUGGGAUGUUCUGAAGGUAAGAUAUUGGGGUGUUCUCUGUACUCUCUAGAAUAAUUCCUUCUAUCCCACAUGAAUUAUUUUAUAUUGCAUGAUGUUGUGUCGUACAGUUUGACUUAAGCACCAGUACUAUGUAUUAACAGCAAUUCAGCAAAUACAUUGUAUGUAGAUAAGAUGUCUUAUUCAAAUCUCAGGCCGACCCCUUUAACAGCACAUUUGCCAGCCUCCUAUUUCUUUUAUGUUUUAGACACAUUAUGUACAUCUUGCAAAAUGUUUUUUGUUUUGAAUUGUAUUCAUAAAUGAAAGUAAGAGGAGCAUUAAAAACGUUGCCAUAUUCCUUUUAUAAGUACAAGAGAACCAUAGUUUUAUCCAUUAUAUCUUUUAUCUUUAUCAUAUUUCUUAUAUCAUUGAUUUGCAGGCCUGCAAGGUUGAGGAUCUGGGGAAAGUCGAUUUUGAUGAAGAAAUUAAGAAAAAAUUUAAAAUGGUUUACGUUCCAAAUUGGUUUUCUGUUGAUUUAAAGACCGGGGUAAACAUUUUGUCGGCAUCUGUAUUUUCCUAUAUUGUAGAGAGUUUACAAAAAGGUUUUUUUUGUUUUUUUUUUCCUCUCCUCAUUUGGCUACUUUUCUGCUUAAUCUGUCAACUACGUGUUAAAUUAAGAAAGAUCCGAAAUUAAAGAGUUGCUCUAACCACCAUGACCACUUCACUGAUUUGAAGUAGUUAUGGUGGUAGGAGUCAUUAAAUGCAGUGUUUCGGUUUGAAACUCUGACAUACUGAGAUAUUUGUAAUUGUGUGUUGGGAGCUAGAUGCAGCCCAGAACUCUGGGUAGCCUAAUGUCAAUUCUGUGCAUAAAUUACAUUUGUUGUCAGUCCAUACUGUGCAUUGAGCCUUCAAAGGAUUUUAGGUGACUAAAAACUUGUAGUUUUACUAUAAAUUGAGAGGGGAGAAUUUAUCAACCGUGACCAAUAGGGCAUAUUGCACCGGAAGGAUCCCCCCUCAAAAGGGGUUAUAGUAAUCCUUUAAAUUAAACUGAAAUCUGGAAUUUAGUAAACUCCAUCAUUCUACUCUGCAUGCUGUGCUUAGAGAAACACCAGGAUUCACUCUGCAUGCUGUGCUUAGAGAAACACCAGAAUUCACUCUGCCGUGUUUAGAGGUACAUGCUCUGUAGUGCGUUGCAGUGUUAGUAAAACCCAAAGUAGUUUGUGUAGGUUUAGUAAUGUGACUUUGAGAUCUACGUACAGAUUUGUAUAUAGAUGGCUCAUUUUACUGUCGUUUUCUGAUCUACUUGAAGAUUAUGAACUGUAGUUUAAUGUAUACAGAACUCGGAGAACUGUGUUUUAAAGCUUGUUAUACUUUAGUUUUGCAUUAUACAAAUGAACACUGCGUAGUGUGAAUUGGAGGUAGGUAGCGAUAGAUGGCGUUCACAGUACUGGCUUAUGUUAAAUAUUCUAAACCACUUUCCUUUGGCAGAUGCUGACCAUUACAUUGGAUGAGAGUGACUGCUUUGCUGCAUGGGUAUCUGCGAAGGACACUGGAUUCAGCAGUCCGGAUGGCUCAGAUCCAAAAUGUAAGAUUUGAGAUGGCAUUGUGUGGGCAACUUGCUAUCUCACCUCUAGUAGUUCCUUGCAGAAUUUUGAAUAAGAUCUAAUAAAACCAGAUGGCUUUCCUUGAAGACUAAAACAAUGUUACUGAAACCUCAUAAAAUACUUGGUAAAAACAAUGUAGCCUUUUACAAUUAUCUAUUAAGGAGCAACCCAUUGUUAACCUCUCUGAUCAAACAAAAUAAAUGUGCAACAAAAGUAAACGUUCCUUUAAAAGAAAGAUGGUAAUUGUGAUUUUUGGGUUUUUUUUUUUCAGUGAACCUCGGUGGUCUCCUAUUACAAGCAUUGCUGGAGUUUUGGCCAAGAACGCAUAUCAAUCCUAUGGAAGAAGAGGAAAAUGAAGUAAAUCAUGGUGAGUGUUUCUAUCUUUACAAAUUCUUCAUGACAUGAGGUUAUGUGGUGACUUCCUUGGAUGGACACCAGAAGACUUUGUGUCCAUCCUGCUUACAUAAACUAUAACAUGAAAAGUUACUGGCUAGGGAAAAUGGGGUUUAUAAAUAAAUUGUCUCACUUCCUAGUCAGUAUUUUCCCCCCGGAUUAGAGGCAGUGCACAACAGGGCUUUUCUCUACUCUAGAGGGAAUUUUUUUAAGUUCUUUCCCAAACUCCUCCUUCGGUACUAUGAAGUGCCACAAAUCAGAAUAAUCUCCAGUGCUUGGCCUGCUCUGGCAGGAUAGGUCAGUCCGGCUUAACCUUUAUUAUUUGCCCUGGAGCAUGGUUGAGGGAGCUGCGGAUUAGAGGCUCUGCUCCGGUUCUCCGUGGAAGCACGGGCUGGAAAGACUUGUUUCUCCAGUCAUUUGGCAAAUUUUCUUUCAUAAAUGCCUAAAAUCUGAGCUUCAGCUCUUAUGUUCUCUAGGUAAGCUGGGCUCUAGUCACAUCUCCCUGCAUGUGACUUGCACAGCCUUCCUAAACACUUCCUGAAAAGUAACCUAGAUAUUCUAGGUUCCUGUUUAAUUUAGAAUUUCUUAUCCCCUGCUCUGUUAAGUCUCCUGGACCCUGUAGAAGCCUCCUGUGUAUUAUUAAAAUUCAAUUUACAGUGCAGGAGAUAAACUUCUAAAUCAAGAUAACAUCUGAUGCAGUCUGUAUGAGUCACAGCCAGAGAAAAGUGUGGCUAGGGCUGCAUAAACAGAAACAAAAGUAAUUCAAUUCUCUGCCAUUUAGGAGUUAAACAGUGGACCAUGGUCUACAUGCCAAACUGCCUCAUUAAAGCGACACUGUAGUCCUGAAAACAACUGUAGCUUAAUUAAGCAGUUUUGGUGUAUAGAUAAUGCUUCUGAAGUUUCACAGCUCAAUUCACUGCAAUUUAGAAGUUAAAUCACUUUUUCUGUUUAUGCAGCUCUAGCCACACCUCCCCUGGAUGUGACUGACACAGCCUGCAUGAAAAUAAAAAUGGUUUUAAUUUUUAAUCAGAUGUUACUUACUUUAAAAGUUUUUAUCUCCUAUUCUAAAUUUAUUUAAUUUUUUUAAAGAUAGUUCUUUAUUGACAUAAAGCAAUCAGGUAUAAGCAUUGCAUUGUAUGACAAUUUAUUAGGAUAGCAUGGAUUAAACAUUUGAUACAGAUGUGAUGUAAUGCGUGUAUACUGCUCACGCAUACAACCAUGGAUACAUUAACAACUUUUUAGUACAGUCUGUUAGCGACCAGUGUAUAUAGUAAUUUCCCUGUUGGGCGAUAUGCCAUACCCUCUCGUCACCUGCGUGAUGCUUGUGUUGAACUAUACAUUUUUUUAAUGUGUUUUUAUAUAUAUAUAUAUAUAUAUAUAUAUAUAUAUUCAUACAUUAACAGUGACUAACGCUUAUCAAUACGUCGAACAAAGCACUUAGCUCUUCUUUAAGUAAACAAGAGACGGGGUAUUCGUGAUAAGAGGGAAAGAGGCCCUUGUCCCUGCUUCACCCCUCAAUAGUUUCCAGUUGUCGCUAUUGCUACGGGGUUUUCGUGGUCGACCUGGUUUACCCUAUAGGGCUGUAAGAGAGGUGAGGGCAAGAGGGGUCAUAAUGGAUGAGAGUGGUACCUGUCAUUCAGCCGCUUGGGCCAGUCCCUGUGUCUGUAUGUCAGGGGGAAAAGUAUAGAGUAAUCUGUAUUGUCUCCCCUAAAUUGAACAUUUAUCACACACAGGAGCUGGGUCUAGCAAACUAUUGGCAUAAUUUGCAAUAAAGGAAGUGUAAACAUUAGAUGACUCUUUACAGGAAAUGUUUACAGGAAGGCUGUGUAAGUCACAUGCAAGGUGUGACUAGGGCUGCAUAAAUAAAGUGAUUUAACUCCUAAAUAGUGCUAGGGUUGUAUUUACAUAACAAUACCGGCACACCUUUCAUUUAAUUAUUGAAGAAUGAUGUCUUUUUACUAUCUGUGUGUGUAUUUUCCUGUACUUAUUUUUAUUUUGCAGUGGCAAAUGGAGAGCCUGAAACUAGGAUACAGAAAGGCAAUGGCUAUUUCCAAGUGCCACCUCACACCCCUGUGAUCUUUGGUGAAGCUGGGGGGCGCACUCUCUUCAGGUAAUAGAAUGUUCAUUAGCGUAUCUGUCGCUCACAGUUAUACAAAAUAAUAAGGAAGUUGUUCAUAAAUGACAGUGAAGCCCAUAAGCAAGCAGCUUAUAAUUUGUUUUUUAAAAUCUUGUAAUGUAAAAACCGUGUGGGAAGGGAGGACAAUACACACUGCUUCACCAUAAGUGCUACACUGCAUUCUACUAGUUGUAACACCCCAAUAGCUUCCCCACACAGAGCUUUUUAGCAUAUCCAUCCUUCCCCCACAACAUUUUUUUUUUUAAAUGCACACAUUGCAGCCUCUGCACAGUUAGUCUAUUACAAUGUAAAAGAGGGGGAAAUAGCAGGAAAGGUACAGAAAGAUUGACUGAAGAUAGAGGUUGAAUAAACAGAUGCGGGGGUGCACCAAAGCAGCAGUUAUUGGUAUUGCAGUGUAAAACAUCAGUUAACAUGCAUUCAUAUUUUAAGUCUCAGCACCAGAAUGCCAUCAUUAUUUUGGAGAUGUAUGCACAACUAAACCCAGGUAUUCUUCAAUUUUAGGUUAUUGUGCAGGGAUUCUGGGGGUGAAACGGAAUCUAUGCUCCUCAACGAGACAGUGCCGCAGUGGGUGAUCGACAUCACUGUGGAUGUAAGAUUUUUCUUACAUUUUUGUUACUGUAAUAUUUAGCAGGAAAUGUGUCUUUGAGAAUCAAAGAUGUUGUUUUUGUAUUAUUAGUUCCUUGUCUUGUCCUGCCAUUUUCCUCGCUCAGUUCUACCUUGUAGUGGUGUGAAUGUUGUACUUUUAUGUAAUCAGUGAUAUAAUAAGAAAUAAGAUACGUAGUUACAACUAGUCGUGACGCCAAUAUGAACUACUGGGUCAUACGCCAAUUAAAGUAAGAGGAGGUAUUAAGAUUUUUCUAUAGAAUAAUCUUCAACUUAUUUUAGACAAUUCCUUUACCCACAAAGCUAAUAAUCUCUGCUAUUAGAUGUUUUACUCCGCAGACAUAUAGCUUUUGAUGCAUUCCGCGUAUACCUAUUGUAUCAGUUUCCGUUACCAUUUGUUAAAUUGUAAAUUACUUUAUUUUUUCUUAUCUUUGUUUGUACAGCUGUUCUUGUAAGGUCUUAUCAAGUUGUCUACAUACGUUUUUCAAAUAUUGCUUCGUAUUCAUCAAAACCGCCUUACCCCUCCCCCCUUGUCUACGCUCUGAUAAAUAUACUUUUAUUUUUCUCGUUCUAGUGAAUACUCAGCAAUAUUUGAGACAAUUAUUUACAACAGUCAUAUUUUGGUGUUCAUGUAAAAUUGGAAAACAUUUAUUUUUUAAAUGAUCUGUUUUGAUUUAUAGAAAAAUAUGCCGAAAUUCAAUAAAAUUCCAUUCUACCUCCAACCUCAUUCAUCAUCGGGUGCAAAAACUUUGAAAAAGUAAGUAUAUUUAGCAUACUUAAAAAUGUGGAAAAAACCCCGAAACAAAACAUACAAUUUCACAUUGUAGAAAGUAAAGAUUGGAUGUUGCAAAUUCAUUAUAUAGGAAAUAUCACGUUAUCCUGCAGUUUAUAGACUUGAAAGGAUAUUGAAGUAAAAGCAAGUAAGCAAUGUUAGUAAUGAUUUCCUGGUUGUGUCAGGACUUUGCAGACAUUCUAACAUAUUGCAAUCUUCAGAGCAGGGAAUUUUCACAUUUCCCCACCAGUUGUUUUCUGAUUAAAGUUCCCAGAAUCCUUCGCCAAUAAUUAUGGCUGCUGUAUAGUGUUCAGAAAGACUGACACACAUCUAGUAUUUCUUAAUGCAACAUUAAAAAAAAGUGCUUUGACAGAGAACGUGUAGUCUGUGUGCCAUGGAAUGUGAACAUCUAAAUGAAAGGUUACAUUUUUUAAAUGCGAUUUUGCAUGAAAAUCCGCAAGAAAGUUUCUGAAUUAAAGGUCAAAAUUGUAAAAAUGUUUUCAAUGUGGCUAUAUUAUACUGAAAUGCACUAGUCUCCAUAAUUCCCACUUUAGUGAAUGUUUGUGUGACAGGAAAGCCUGCACCUUAAAACAUUUGCAAGAGGGAAGUAGUCUUGUGCACCGCUCACCUGUCUAAUAAUUUAAGGGCUAAAAGGAAUAACUGCUGUGUAAUUCUAUGCCCUAAUAUUCUUCAGUAUAUACACUGUUGCCUGCUUUAGGGAUCGAUUGUCAGCAAGCGAUAUGCUGCAAGUCCGAAAAGUGAUGGAACACGUGUACGAGAAAAUUAUUAAUGUGGAUACAGAGUCUCAGACAACAAGCUCCUCGAAUAAUGAGAAACCUGGAGAACAAGAGAAGGAGGAAGAUAUUGCCGUACUUGCAGAAGAAAAGAUUGAGCUGUUGUGUCAGGACCAGGUAAUUAGGUUUUUAUUGUUUAGAAUUAACUUUGAACAUUUAGCAUGGAAUUCAAUUCAAUUAUUAAUCGGAUAAUUGAAACAGUCAAGUAGCUUUUGUUUGUUUUAAGAUUCUAUACCAAAAUCAUGGGGGGUGGGGGGGGUUUGUUUUCUUCCUUACUGUACAUGUAUUCAGUUUUAAAUUAUUGGGUAAAUCUGUGCAUUUCUUCCUGCUGUAUAACUUAAGUCUGCAGUAGCCAGUACAGUUACGCAGUGAAUUUUGAGAAAAGCUAGUCAACAUUUUGACGGCAUCUAACUAAGCUAAUCUAAAGGACCAUAAAAUAAAGCAAUCCUGUCUUUACCAUAAUAAUACUUUUAAAAUGAGAUGCAAUCUUGGUGGUGGUGGGGGAGAGAGCAGGGGCAAUAAAACAACUUGUGGUCAGACUAAAAUGUAUUUUAUUAUGGACAGAUUAAUGUUUAUGGUAUAGUUUUCUAUCCAAGAUGUCUUGUCAUAAAAUGGUAUUUUGGAAGGAAAUAUAAACUUUUCUUUCUGUUUUUUUUGUUUACAGAUUUUAGAUCCCAACAUGGACCUUAGAACCGUAAAGCACUUCAUUUUUAAGAGCGGUGGAGAUCUGACACUCCAUUAUCGUCAAAAAUCAACGUGAACCAAUCAAUGCCUGGACCUAAACAUCCUUAAACAGCAGCUCUGGUUUAACAAUACGUACUGUAUAGAAGCCUACUGAACUUUGAAAUGCACAGACCGUUAAUUGAGGCAGUAUAGACCUGCACCUGUAUAUUUAGCCAGUCUUUCUGUAAUCAAUUAACAAAAUACCUUUUGGCUUCAGUCAUUUUAAUGUGCAUAUGGAAUGAUGGCAAGGCUAUUGUUCUCAUGUAAUGUAAAAAAUGAGCUCUGUCUAAAGCUUCCUUUGCUUUCUGAUUCCAAUACUUUAUGAACCUUUUCACUAUUUUGAACUUUUAAUUUUACCUUGAAAUUUAAUCUGGUUUUGGUCAACCUACACCCUGCGUGUAAGUACAUUCCAUCUUCCUAAGACAUUAGGAAAUGCUCAAGGCCUUGUUCUAUUGGUGGAGAACCCCAUUAUUCUUCACAUAUGCCCCCCCUCCCCCAUUGUUUCAUUUUCAGUUUCUUGUAAUGUAGUGACAAUGUUCUUGCAGAGUAAAUUAAGCCAACAAAGGAAAAACAAAAAAAGUUUCAUGAUGCUGUGCAUCGUUUAAAGAAAGGAAAAAAAACCUCUCCCCCUUUAAAGUGAAUUGAAACACAGUUUGCACCGACUUCCAUUGGUAUUCUGAAAUCCAAAGUGACGAUCUAGCUGAUAUUUUAUAUUGAGUAAUGUUUAGAAAUGUCUCUGGCACAGCCUUUAUGGCUAAUUAAAGCUGAUAUCUAGACUGCGAAUACAUUUCAUAUUCCGUCUGUAACACUUGUGCAAUUAUGAGGAUAUGUAAACAAAAUGUUUUUUUUUUUUGUUUUUUCUCUCUCCCUGAAUCCCCCCUUUUAAUUUCAUUUUACUGCCAGUGAAGUUGAACACAAGUUUCUUUCUACGUUGGCCACGAGGUGCUUUUUUUUUUUCUUCCAUUCCAUAUGAAGAAUUUAUUACUUCCUUCUUACAGAUUUCUUUUUUUUUUUUUUUUUUUCUUAUGGCUAAUAUAAGCUAUUAAUAUUUGUCAGAUUUGUAAAGUUUCAAUAUCAGAAACAUGACUUUUACGAUGAAGUCUGGAAACAUUUGCAUGAUUGGUCAUGUUGUAGUUGCACUUCCUAUUAAAGAGUUGUAAUAUAAAAUUCAAAGUGCACUGAUACACAAGUUUAAAAAUUGAUAAAUUCCCACUUCUAUACUUUAUUUUUAUUAUUAAAGGAAUAGUCCAAGCAUUGUAGCCACUAACGCUUAUUGUUAUGGUGCAAGGGUCUUUGGGUGCAUUCCAUCUUGCUUUUGUGGUUUGAUGAUAACCUGGGUUCUCCCCUUUUUAAAGCCUGUUACCUGUUAAGAACACUUUCCCUGGUCCUAUUCCUAUCAUCCAAAUACAGGCUAUAUCUUGCUGCAGCAAAACCACUAGGCUUUGGGGUUUUGUCAUAUUGCGUAAACAAUCUGACUGCACCCAAAGAAUCCUCACACUAUAACCAUUACAGUAACCUGUAAUAGUUCUGGUGCUCAUUCACAGACUGUCACGAAUUGACAGCAUUAUUGCAACAUUUAGACCAAAAGAGCAGUUUGGGGGGAAAAAAACACUUAUCAGUGAACAGAAACCUAAAGAGAUUUUUAAAUUUUUUUUUUUUUUUUAAACCUACUACGUGAGCACCCAUUGAUUUAACACUCUCUUUCCAUUCCUUUGAGAUGUUUCGUUAAAUAUUGUUAACAUUUUUGUUGUUCAAUGCAAAACUUGUAUAUAUUCACCAUUUCCCUUUUAAUGCUGUGUAAUACUGGGGAACAUACAGAUUAGUUUAAUGAAGUGUAUUUUAUGGUUGUAUAGAAUAAAAUAUUUGAUUAAAAACUUGUUUAUAAAUCUG
Molecule: messenger RNA, 27396 nt
Organism: Pelobates cultripes (western spadefoot toad)
Lineage: Eukaryota; Metazoa; Chordata; Amphibia; Anura; Pelobatidae
Source: the annotation of a GenBank genome assembly